Messenger RNA from Durio zibethinus, 1066 nucleotides. RefSeq lists its product as uncharacterized. The record is from RefSeq and is a predicted model, not a curated record. NCBI's taxonomy places the organism in Eukaryota, Viridiplantae, Streptophyta, Magnoliopsida, Malvales, Malvaceae.
UGUCGCUGGUGGUCUAUUGUCAGCCCAGUUAUGUUAUUUAAAUAUGGGUCUACAUUUGGCCCAAAAUCAUCAUUCAAUAAAAAAUAAAAGAAGGGAAAUAAAAUGAAGAUCAACCGGUGAGUAUUGUCAUUCCACGUGGCAAACACAUUACCAUCGACAGCUUAACUUAACUGCCUCUCAUUUCCCUCUCCUUUCCUCUCUUUCGAACGGAUAAACCUUGAUCAUGGCCUCCACUUCUCUUCUUUCACCGGCCGCCACCGCCACAACCGCCACUUCCAUAACCCACAAGUCCCUCCACUUCUCCUCCAACCUUCCCUUCCCUAAUCUCCCCUUCAAACCCAUUUCUACAAACAACAGAAUCUCCACCAAGCUCCACGUGUCCUCCCCAACUAACCGACCCGCCACCACCGGCAGUUCUCCCUCCAAACCAUCCUCCAAAAACCCCAAAGAAGAAGCCAUCUUCUUCGAUGGUGGAGCCCAUUACGGUGACCUCUUAGCUAAUCUGCUUCUGGGUUUCACUCUCCUAUGGCUGCCUUUGACUCUAGCUGCAGUUUCAAGAGCCUUUUUCCUGAGGUACAGAUUCACCAACCUGCGGGUGACGGUAAUUUCAGGACUGACGGGUGAGGAUAGGAGUGACUUCUCUUACAAGGUGAUUAAGGACGUACAAGUGGUGCCACGUUUCAUAGGUGAGUGGGGUGAUGUUAUCAUUACCUUGAAAGAUGGGACAAAAGUUGAUCUUAGGAGUGUGCCUAGGUUUAGAGAGAUUGCAAAGUACUGUCUCUCUAUGGCUGAGAAACCUGCUGUUUUGAAAGAAACUGGACCUAAAGGGUUUUAAGUCAAGCCCCCUUUUUUCUUGGGAAGGUGUGUAAAUUUUGUGCUUUGUUUUGAUUUUGAUGGGAUGUUGGUGUCUCACAUUUUAUUGUUUUAUUUCUCAACAUAAUGGAAAUUGAAGCUAAAUUGUAUCAAUUUCAUUUUUGAUUUGGUUACAUAUGUGUGUGUGCAAUGGAAAUAGAUCCUCAUGAAUAGCUCUGAGUUAAUGCUCCAAUUUUCCAGAUUUCCCUGGAUA